Molecule: messenger RNA, 243 nt
Organism: Eimeria necatrix
Lineage: Eukaryota; Apicomplexa; Conoidasida; Eucoccidiorida; Eimeriidae
Exons: 3
Coding region: 1-243 (80 amino acids)
Source: RefSeq, a predicted model, not a curated record
AUGCGGGUGAGUUUGGAGUCUCUAGCCCGCCAAGUCCACCAAAUUCAAUUUGCCAACUCUAACGCUGCCUUCAGCGUCUUCGCUUUCAACUGCAAGGGGCCUCACCGACUAGACACCGAGUUCAUCAGCGUCGCGCCCACCUUGCGGUUGCGCAGCCCCGUUGCCUUCAAGCAGCAGCAGCAGCAGCAGCAGCAGCAGCAGCAGCAGCAGCAGCAACAACAGCAGCAGCGACAGCAACAGUAG